Molecule: messenger RNA, 1206 nt
Organism: Gasterosteus aculeatus aculeatus (three-spined stickleback)
Lineage: Eukaryota; Metazoa; Chordata; Actinopteri; Perciformes; Gasterosteidae
Source: RefSeq, a predicted model, not a curated record
UGUUAUCAUUGCAGAAUAAAACACACCUGAACGGAGCCUGUUGCAGUGUGUGUGUAACACAAGCAGUCAGGUAAAACUGGCUUACAGCCGUUGAGGAUAGAUUCCAUGAGUAAUAUAGUCACCGCUGUUCUUUACUACACCGCGCUCAACCCUCAUUUUCAACCUUGUUGUGAAAGAAAACACGUUCUCACUGCCUUUCAGAAGCAGCGCCUGCAUCCUGUUCCCCUUUUGAGUGUGUAAUUUCCUGUUCCAGUUUCACUGUAAAGUGCCUUUCACAAACCACAGUGGCAGCGUUUUAUUCUUUGAAGCAUGAAGAGCGCGGUGAGGACGUUCCUGUGGGCCUGGACUAUCCUACAUUAUUCAGCCGCACUGCCAGAAAUUACAGAUGGGGAGUUUAUCAAGGAGUGUGUGAGGGGACACAACGAGGCGCGGUCGUCUGUCAGUCCACCUGCAAGUGACAUGCUGAACAUGACAUGGGACGAAGCCCUAGCCAUCACAGCCAGGGCCUGGGCAAGGCACUGUGUGUAUGAACACAACUCCUACCUCAAAGAUGUCCGCCGUGUGCAUCCUACCUUCUCCUCUGUGGGAGAGAACAUAUGGGCAGGGUACCCACCAUCAUCCUUCCAUGUGACGGGGGCCAUUAAAAAUUGGGUGGAUGAAAAACAAUUCUACAACUACAGCAGCAACAUCUGCACCAAAGUCUGUGGCCACUACACACAGGUUGUGUGGGGAAGCAGCUUCAAGGUUGGCUGUGCCGUCCAGCUGUGCCCAAAUGGGGUCCAAGGCACAAGCUUUGCGUCUAAAGAGGGGGCCAUUUUUCUCUGCAACUAUGCUACAGCGGGUAAUGUGAACGGAAGGCAACCAUAUACAUCUGGAGCAGCAGGCUGCUCCAGAUGUGAGGGCACCUGUGAAAGGAAUCUCUGCGGUAACCAGGAACGCGAUUCACAGAAAAGCUACAACUGGACUCCGGACUGGGACCCCGCCCCCACAAACCCUAUCAACUAUGUGACUAUUCUGGUGGCCCGACCCAUUGGCCUCAUCGCCACCUUCAUCGCAGCGUAUGCAGUUGGCCACUUAUAUCCCAAUGUCUUCUGCUAUGAAUAGAACACCUGAAGGACAUGGAUGUGUUAGCCAGUGCUAUAAGGGCUGCACAUUGAAAAAGUGCAGCCUGCUGUUGGAGCCACUAGCCACAGACCAAAACCAUGC